AUGCCAUUCGUAAAGGACUUCAAACCUGUUGCCUUGGGUGACACCAAUUUGUUCAAACCAAUCAAAGUUGGUAAUAUGGAAUUGAAACAUCGUAUUGUCAUGCCUCCUUUGACUAGAAUGAGAGCUUCUUAUCCAGGCAAUGUCCCAACUGAUCUAAUGGUAGAGUAUUACGACCAACGUUCUAGAAGAGAAGGAACUUUUAUCGUCGCUGAAGGUGUCUUCCCUUCUGCCCAAUCUGGAGGUUACGAUAACGCUCCUGGUGCUUGGUCAAAAGAACAACUUGAUCAAUGGAAGAAGAUUUUCGACGUUGUUCAUAAAAACAAAUCUUUCAUGUUCCCUCAAGUAUGGGUAUUGGGUAGAUUGGGUUUCCCAGACUCUUUGGCUAGAGACGGUUUGAGAUACGACUCUGCCAGUGAUGAUGUAUACCUUGAUGAAGAAUAUGAAACUAAGGCUAAGUCCAGUGGUAACAGACAACACGGUAUCACUAAAAGUGAAAUCCAACAAUAUAUCAAAGAUUAUGUCCAAGGUUCUAAAAAUUUGGUUGAAGCAGGCGCCGAUGGUGUUGAAAUCCAUUCUGCUAACGGUUACUUAUUAAACCAAUUCUUAGAUCCAGUGUCAAACAAGAGAACUGAUGAAUAUGGUGGUUCCAUUGAAAACAGAGCUAGAUUCACUUUGGAAGUCGUCGAUGCUUUGAUCGAAGCUGUCGGCCCUGAAAGAGUAGGUAUCAGAUUAUCUCCAUACGGUAAAUACGGUACUAUGUCAGGUGACAGAGAUCCAACUUUAUUAGCCACUUAUGCCUAUGUCGCUGGUGAAAUAGAGAAAAGAGCUAAAAAUGGUAAAAGAAUUGCUUAUAUUCAUUUGAUGGAACCUCGUGUAGCCAAUGGUAGUUUUGAUGAAAGUUUAGAAGAAUUCACUGAUAAUACAAAUGAAUUCAUCUACUCUAUCUGGAAAGGCCCAGUUAUCAGAUCCGGUACUUUGGUCAUGAGCCCAUUGCACGCCAAGGCUAUUGCCAACUCUAACAAUAGAACUUUGUUAGCCCAUGGUAGAUAUUUUAUUGCAAACCCAGAUUUAGUUACUCGUAUUGAAAAAGGUCUACCAAUAAACAAAUAUGAUAGAUCCACAUUCUAUGCUCCAAGUUCUGAAGGUUACACAGAUUACCCAACAUAUGAAGAAGCUUUAAAAUUAGGUUGGGAUAAAGAAUAG
Molecule: messenger RNA, 1203 nt
Organism: Vanderwaltozyma polyspora DSM 70294
Lineage: Eukaryota; Fungi; Ascomycota; Saccharomycetes; Saccharomycetales; Saccharomycetaceae
Product: alkene reductase
Exons: 1
Coding region: 1-1203 (400 amino acids)
Molecular function (GO): NADPH dehydrogenase activity; FMN binding
Source: RefSeq, a predicted model, not a curated record